Messenger RNA from Rotaria socialis, 957 nucleotides. Lineage: Eukaryota; Metazoa; Rotifera; Eurotatoria; Philodinida; Philodinidae. The record is from the annotation of a GenBank genome assembly.
AUGCGUAAACAAUAUCGUGAUUUUAUCGUCGAUACAACUAUUAUACUAUUGUCGAUUAUACAUUUUAUUUCAACAUUCAAAUGUUCGCUCUAUGCCAUAGAUCAAGCAUCACUCGAAGCAAAAUUGACGAAAAUUAAUAAUUCAUCAUCUUACAAUCCAAUUUUGAAUUUAGGUGAUUUAGUAUUUUCUGGUUCAGCAACGUCAACCAAACUUACAAAUAAAACUUAUCUUAGUACUUAUCGUACGUUCGAUCGUUUAGGUGUACCCCAUUUCUUUCUAUUGAUAAUUGAUAUCGAUUUAAAAUCAGUCAAACUUAAUCUGACUCUAAGUGAAAAAGAUGGUUCUGGGUCAUUUUGGCAAAUAGCAACUGUCAACACUAAUGAAAUUAUUGGUAUAAGAGAAAGUGUUCACCCAGAAUCAACUCUCGAAGUAGCUAAAAUUAAUCAAACGGAUGGUCAUAUGACAACUAUCGGAACAUAUCUAUAUGGUUCCUAUAGUUUAGUUAUGGUCUAUGCAUCCAAACGUCGAUUAUAUUUUAAUGUAAUUGAGUCAACAUUGUAUGCCGUCAAUGUUGAUACAGGAAAAUUAGAUAUUAAUAUUCAAAUACCAAAUGAUUAUAUCAUCUAUGCAAUAGACUAUGAUUAUAUCAAUGAUCGUUUAAUUGGACUUGUUUAUUCCUCUUCAAUUACAAAUAGUUGGAUUUUAACUGAAAUAAUAAUAACAACAAAAAAUGAAUUAAAAUUUGAUCGUAUUGGUAAAACAAUAAUUCCGUUUGAUAAAUAUCGAUGGAAAACGACAUAUACAAUCAAUUUGAGUCAACGUUCAUGGAUAACCAUAUGGAAUAUGAAAGAUUUAAAUAAAAGUGUUUUUAUUGUAUUGAAUAUUGAUAGCGGAGAAGUGACUGAGAAAUGGGAAACAAAUUUAAAUCGUCUUACUAAUUUAGUCUUUUUUGAUUAA